AUGCUCGCUAAAUGUCAUCAAGCGGUCGGUCGUGAAUCGCGACAAGGUCUGCUUUGCGCCAAAUUGAGAGAAGCUAAACUCUGUCCAGCAAUUAUCACAUCAAGCGUUACAGCUAUCGUAUGCGUCACGUUACUAAAUCGAAUGAAAGGCGACCAAGUGGUAAUCGACCACGAUCAGUACAUCGAAUUCGAGGAGCGGCCAUUCCGGCUUGUCACAGCUCUUAUCAAGAAACAGCUCGGAUAUGCUUGA
Molecule: messenger RNA, 249 nt
Organism: Cylicostephanus goldi
Lineage: Eukaryota; Metazoa; Nematoda; Chromadorea; Rhabditida; Strongylidae
Source: the annotation of a GenBank genome assembly